Cercospora beticola is the source of this 1363-nucleotide messenger RNA. RefSeq names its product trifunctional aldehyde reductase/xylose reductase/glucose 1-dehydrogenase (NADP(+)) (gene GRE3). NCBI's taxonomy places the organism in Eukaryota, Fungi, Ascomycota, Dothideomycetes, Mycosphaerellales, Mycosphaerellaceae. Gene Ontology annotation, biological process: D-xylose catabolic process. Gene Ontology annotation, molecular function: D-xylose reductase (NADPH) activity. Gene Ontology annotation, cellular component: cytosol. The record is from RefSeq and is a predicted model, not a curated record.
GCAAGCUGUUGUGCUGCAUUCUGGCAAAAAUGUUAGUGCCCCGAGCAAACAAAUAGCCCAGAGGCACCGCAGAGCCGCCGGGCCUCUUGGGUGCCACACUCUUGCUCCGGGCAAUGCAAGCUAUAAGAAGAACAACUGCUCUGUUCAGUUCUCGCAGCUCUCAUCUACCAGCGAUCACGCCACCCAGAGCUCCAGCUCUUCCACGACUUCAAUUGAUCAAUUCCCAUCUAUCGACCAGGUCAUAUUCAAAGAUGCCUUCUCCCACUGUUAAGCUGAGCAAUGGCAAAGAGAUGCCACUUGUCGGCUUCGGUCUCUGGAAGGUGAACAACGACACCUGCGCUGAUCAGGUCUACAACGCCAUCAAGACCGGCUACCGCUUGUUCGACGGCGCUUGUGAUUACGGCAAUGAGGUGGAGGCUGGCCAGGGAGUGGCACGCGCUAUCAAGGAUGGACUCGUGAAGCGUGAGGAGCUCUUCAUCGUUUCCAAGCUGUGGAACUCAUUCCACGACAAGGAGCGCGUGAAGCCAAUCGCGAAGAAGCAGCUUGCGGACUGGGGCAUCGACUACUUCGACUUGUACAUCAUUCACUUCCCAAUUGCCCUCAAGUACGUCGACCCUUCAGUCCGCUACCCACCAGGAUUUUUCGACGAGAACGACAAGCUCUCGCUGAGCAAGGCACCACUCGAGGAAACCUACCACGCCAUGGAAGAGCUGUACGAUGAGGGUCUGAUCAAGGCCAUCGGUAUCUCGAACUACAACGGCGGACUUCUUCUUGAUGUCGAACGCUACGCCAAGACCUUGCCACACACCCUCCAGAUCGAGCACCACCCAUACCUUGUGCAGCAAGACCUCCUCAACUUGUGCAAGAGCCGAAACAUUGCAGUGACCGCGUACUCUUCAUUCGGUCCUCAGUCAUUCCUCGAACUCAACAUGCAAAAGGCCAAGGACACCCCACUUCUGUUCGAGCACUCAUCCAUCAAGAGCAUCGCGGACAAGCACGGAAAGUCGCCAGCGCAAGUGCUGCUGCGAUGGGCUACGCAACGUGGCAUUGCUGUUAUCCCAAAGAGCAACAACCAGGAGCGUUUGGCACAAAACUUGGACGUUACCAGCUUCGAUCUGUCCGAGGAUGAGAUUAAGCAGAUCUCUGGCCUCGACAAGGGCCUGCGAUUCAACAACCCUCUCAACUACGGCAUCGAUGUUCCAAUCUUCGCAUAAACAGACAUAGGAAGAAGAUGUGCCUGUCGCGUAUAGAUUUUUGUGGAAAGACCAAGAUGCUUGCGUGUAGAAAUCCUGCGAUCGUCAGGAAUGUCACUAUAGAUCAACACUACGAAGAAUACGAUAAAGUUCACGACAACAUAGCCACC